Messenger RNA from Lytechinus variegatus (green sea urchin), 1790 nucleotides. It is a transcript of the gene ddrgk1, whose product is annotated as DDRGK domain-containing protein 1-like. The transcript is spliced from 7 exons. The record is from RefSeq and is a predicted model, not a curated record. The coding region runs from base 1 to 1005 and encodes 334 amino acids. Lineage: Eukaryota; Metazoa; Echinodermata; Echinoidea; Temnopleuroida; Toxopneustidae.
AUGUACAUCAUUGUAUGGUACGGUACCGAACACAAAAUCAAACGUUCGUUCACCAUCUGGACAGGGAAAACAUUUCGAAAGAUGUCUUUGGUAGAAGGCAACGUUCUUUUAGCAUUAAUUUGCGCUGCUGUUGCUAUCAUCGCUGCUACAUUUCUACUUUUUAUAAAGAAAGUAAAAUCAGAUGGGGGUGAAGCUAGGCGGCCACGCCCAGUACCUGUCCCUCAUGGAGAUGGACCCCCUGUCAGGGCGGGGAGAAGAAGAGGAAACAUUAGAGAUCGGAUGCAGCAAGCAAGAAGGGAAGAAGAGGAAAGUGAUGAAAACAUUGAGGAAUGGAUGAGAGAUGAUGAGGAUGAUGAUGGAGAAUUGAGAGAUUCUUCAGGGAAGAGGAUAGGUGCCAAGAAAGCCAAAAAACUUGAGAUGAAAGCUGAAAGACAGAGGGAGAGAGAAUUGAUGCUACAAGAACGAGAAGAAGAAAAGGAACGCAGAGAAGCACGGGAAGAGCAAAGGAGGAAAGCAGCAGAGAAGGAGAAAGAAGAAGAAGAAAAGCGGGAAGAAGAAGAGAGACUAAAGAAAGAGGAACAGGAGAGGAGAGAGCAUGAAGAAUAUUUAAAACUCAAAGAAAGUUUUGUAGUAGAGGAAGAAGGCCAGACCCAAGUCCUAUCGGAAAAUGAAUCCCAGUCUUUGCUGUCUGAGUUUAUAAACUACAUCAAAGACAUGAAGGUGGUUUUGUUAGAAGAUCUAGGAGCUCAAUUCAACAUCAGAACUCAGGAGGCAAUCAACAGAGUGCAGGAGCUCCAAGCUGAGGGUCGUCUUACAGGAGUCAUCGAUGACAGGGGAAAGUUUAUUUACAUCUCUGAAGAGGAACUUGAAGCAGUCGCUAAGUUCAUCCGGCAGAGGGGUAGAGUUUCCAUAGCAGAAUUGGCUGAAGCUAGCAAUCAGUUAAUAUCACUAAAUCCGGAAAAUAAAGAGGUUUAUCAAAGCAAGCUCCUUAGUCAAGCUGUUUAAAAUAAUAAUGAUAGUAUUUUUCUUGCCUUUUUAUCAAUCUGAUAUUGGUUGCUUUCAAGUUUAUCUUCCAUUUUUUGAAUUUCAAAUCUACUGACUACUUUAUUAGUGUUAAUGUUUUCUUCAGAGCGUAGAUCUAUGGAGGUACAGAAUUUAACUCUCACAUCGUGUAAAGUUAAAGUGGGUUUGGAUGAAAGUAUUUCUGUUCAAAUUAUGGGCAAGAUGCUAUUAUUCAAGUAAUUCUUCACUGAUUGAUCAGCCAAGGGUGAAUGGUAUUUUUUUUACCAGGGCCUCUUACUAACAAAGUUUAAAUACAGAAGGGAAAGCCCAAAAUAUCAAAAUAUUCAAUCAUUUUAGUGCUUACUGAUUUACCUGUGUAUGUUUUUUUUUCUUUUCCUAUAAUUUUCUUCUUUAUUUCAUGUACUUACCAGUAUUUUUCCUGGUCACUGGGGAUACUGAGUUAUUCUGAUCUUGAGUUCUAACAUAUUCUCUGAAAAAAAAGUUUCACCAAAGGCUUGCGGGCUGAACAACUUCAAUUUUGUUUAAGCUUUGCCAUCACACUGAAUUAAGUUGGUCAUGGUCUAACAUUUUGUAUUCAUAACCAUAGUGUUGCAGCUAAUUAUUUCAUUCUGGUUAUUAAUUGAUCAGAUGAAAGGUGCAGAUAUAACUUUGAAAAUCAAGUGCAACCCAAACAUGUGUGCUCCUUAUUGGAUGAAAAUCAAAUUUUUCCAACACCAGGGGGGCGUUUCAUCAACAUUUUUGUCUGACAAGUUGUCAGAUCUGACAUC